Molecule: messenger RNA, 5572 nt
Organism: Dinoponera quadriceps
Lineage: Eukaryota; Metazoa; Arthropoda; Insecta; Hymenoptera; Formicidae
Gene: MCU
Product: calcium uniporter protein, mitochondrial
Exons: 7
Coding region: 212-1471 (419 amino acids)
Biological process (GO): calcium import into the mitochondrion; mitochondrial calcium ion homeostasis
Cellular component (GO): mitochondrial inner membrane; uniplex complex
Molecular function (GO): calcium channel activity; uniporter activity
Source: RefSeq, a predicted model, not a curated record
CGGCCGUUGGUCCCUCCGCGCGACGGUGGCAGGCAGGUGUGUGCGUUGCUGCUUCGGUGAGAACGCGAGGCGGCCGAGUGAGUGAGCGAGCGGAGCGCGCCGCGCAGACACACGUCUCCGCGUCCUCCGGCUGCUGCUGCUACCCGUUUCUCGAAGCGCGCACGCCGACGUUCGAGAGAAGAGGAAAAGAAGCGGAGCUUCCUCACGGGCAAUGGCAGCGGCGGCAUCGUGUCGGGCGAUUUUCGUCGUGAGGUGGUACGAGGUGAGCCGCGCUCUGAGUGCCGCAUCGUGCCUGACCGCGACCAGGAAGUAUCAGAAGGAAACGUGGUGCAGACGAUGGUGGCACAUCUCUCAAAGGAGCCUCUCCCUAUCGGCCAGUUCCUACUCGCCGACGUUAAAUCCGCUUUUGAUGAAGCAACUGAAAGAGCCUAAAGCCACGGAAAAAGCAGCGAAGAAUGUCGUGAAGGCCACAUCGGCGGAAAACCUGACGGUCGAGAGUGCGGAAUCAGCCGGUGCAGAAGUCACUGUAGCGUACCACCGAGGGCUUCCCAGGAUUACGGUGCCUCUUCCAUCCAGAAAGGAACAUUGCUCGUUCACUAUGAAGCCGAUCACACAUACUGUCGGCAAUUUGUUGGACAUGCUAAAAACGGAGGAUCGCGGCAUCGAUCGUGCCUGCAUAACAUCGUUGGAUGGUGUCAGGAUAGCUUCCAGUAACACGAUAGAGUCACUUUUAGAAGAAGACUUCAAAUUAAUAAUAAACGAUAACGAAUACAUCGUCACGCUACCGUUGCGAGAAAGGUGCACGAUAGAGAAUUUGCAGAAACUCUCGGACGUGCAGGCGCUCAUCAGUCAGCUGUACGAAACGUUUCACGUGCGCGAAUAUAGCGCCGACAUGGAGAGAGCAGUCAUCGCCGAGCUGGAGGACGUUAGAUUGCAGUUAGAGCCUCUCGAGCAGCAAUUGCAAGACAUUGAGAACGCCGCUUACAGGAGGGCGAAUUUCUUCAUCUGGACGUUCCUCGUCAUGAUGUCCAUUCAAUUCGGCGGCUUGGCCAGGUUGACCUGGUGGGAGUACUCAUGGGACAUAAUGGAGCCCGUCACAUACUUCGUCACUUACGGCACUACCAUGACGUGGUUCAUCUAUUAUCUCGUGACGAAACAAGAAUACAUGCUGCCGGACGUGCUGAACAGGCGUCAUCUCAUAGUGCUUCAUAGAAGAGCGCGGAAGGCCGGUCUCGACCUCGACCUGUACAAUGCGCUGAAAGAUCGAGCCUACGAACUGGAGACCACUCUGAAAAUCAUUCGCGGGCCCUUGCACGAGUACAAGACUCAGCUGGAGCGGAAACAACGCGCCAGGUCCAGCCCCAGCAGCUCAAGAUCACCCAGUUCCUCGCCCAGUCCCAGCCCCAGUCCCGAAAGAGACGUUCUUAAGAAACCCGUCGCGUCGGAGGCGAACGAGCAGCCGAAGAAGUAGCCUCUCGGAGUAUAAAGUCUAGUCGGAGACUCGAGUUCCAGCCAGGAGUAACGAGUGAACGAACCGACGAUCGCGCCGAUCGCUAGAUCGACGCUAAAUCUGCUUCCAACGAAACACCCGGUCGAAAUUUCAGAAGAGACUUCCUCGGGUACGACGAAAGCGAGUGCACUCUCAGGGUAACUUUUAGUCCGCGCGAGGAAUCGACGUUCGUGCGGCGUUCAGGCCGUAAGACGAAGGCAAGGUGGAAAGUAUAAUUUAUUUUUGCGUAAGGGAUGACACGCGAGAAGUGUGUGUGAUAGACCAGAUCUCGAUUUAGUCUUCCAAGUAGUAUCGGCGGCAAUCCUCGGCGUGCAUUCAACAUGGCAUGAAGAAUGCGGCGAUUGUCAAAUGCUCAAUGCUGUCGACGUGUUUGGAAGACACGCUGGAGAAAAAACAGAGGUAAGGCGGACGAGCGCGCGCGAUACUUCGACCAACUCUCCGCGCGACUUGCAUUUAGCGACAGAAAUGUUAUUAACUUCCCGGUGGGGGAGGGGGGGGGGCAUGUCGGAGGAUCACAGUUUCGGAUCAUCUUGACCGCUUUACCGCGCUCGAUCUUAUUAUCUUACUAAUCGAGCCAACGGGUCAUCAACGAUAAUUCUCGAUAGAUAUACCUGGGCAUGUAUAGCGAGUCGCGAAGUUAGUUUUUCUUCUGACGUUCUUUUUUUAGAAGUUAACCAACGCGUAAGCGUCCCGUCGAUACAUCAUAAGACGCCCAAACGCGGAAACUGGCCAAGAAGAGCGAUAUAGUCCUGUGAAACGCGCGGUAAAUCGUUGAAGUCGCGAUUGCGUUUGGGAUCGUUAAGAGCUACGGGUGACAUGUAGAAACAUGUGUUCUUACUUUGAAAACACACACAUUGUGGAAAAGUUAAAAUGAGAAUUACAAAAAUAUAGAGUACCGCUAGAGAUAUAUAACUACGAUUCGCAAGUUAAUUAAAUUAAUAUGCAAAGUGAGAACGCGUGCUUCUCUCGACUUGUAUUAUUUAAUGUUACAUCUCUUUCUAACUCUUUCACUUUCUCUCUCUCUCUCUCUCUCUCUCUCUNUCUCUCUCUCUCUCUCUCUCCCCCUCUCUCUCUCUCUCUCUCUCUCUACGAAUACAUAGCGUCUCUAUAUACGAUAUUUUAUUAAAAUAAAAGACGAAACAAAGAUCCAAUCCGCGAGUGUUAUAGGAGAUCGUUCUGGUAAUUGCAAAAAUUUGAAAUUGUGCAUAUAUUGAAAAUAAUACUGUUGGUUGUUCACAAAGUGGUAUUAUGCAUCGACGUCGUUGUCAUCGUGCUCGGCGUCGGUGUUGUUGUAAAUACACAGUUUUUCAUGAGUCAACGAAACCGUAUGUUAAUCAUUAAUAAUAAUAAUAAUAUACGCACACUUUAGAGUGUGCUUCAUUAAUUGUUAUACUCUGUAAAUAACAUCGACACGUAAAAAAAAUGUUAUCAUCCCUGUCGCCUCCUCUCCUCCACUAAUUUUACACUGGAACACUAUCGUGUGGAUGAAGGAUCCAUCCAGAGAAAAUAGAGAUACGUUAGUAUUACUGUGAUCCAGGAGUGUGUAGCGGAAGGUAGAGUUCAAUACAAAACCGACGCCGUUAUGUAGGUUAAAACUUAAUCGUUGUCCCAUGGUAUGUAUAUUGAUUACAACUUACGAAGAUAUUCAAUGUUCCUUCGAAACUGUCAUCAAAAAUUUCUAGUUCUUAAAUAAUCAAACCCGUGCUCUACUCGCCCACGGAGCAUAACCGACGAUAUGAUCCUCGCAAAGCGAGGACACACAUGUACUUGCUGUCACUUUUCGGCACUGUAGCCCUUUUAAUCGAAGCACCACGAAUAACGCUAGCAAUAGCGCGACGCUAUGCUAUAGGCAAUUUUUACGAAAGUAUUGUAGACGAUACAAUUAAACAUUCAUACGUGUAGUUCGCUUCGAAGCUUUCAGCAUAACUUCUCGCUUUUGUGAAAUAUAUCCGUCCGUCGAGAUAGUUUGUCAUUAAGCCCGCAACCGGUUUCGCCCGUCUAGUAUUUAUGUUACUUGAGAAAGGGAAUGUCCUCGAUAGAAUUGUUUCACAUCGACGCGACGAAAUCUGUCUUUGCGACUAAUCUCUCAUGUCGUCGAGAUUUCGAGUGAAUCUGCGUAAUCGACUCUUCGCUUAUAUCUCGUUUCAUCUCGUCUCAUCUCUCUUGGCAAAUUAAAACGUUCUUAUUAAAUUAUUACCAGACAGCACAGAAUUCUAAAAGGCAGAAUCUUUUGGAAGUCCUUGAAAUAUCUUUCAGAACGUUGUGCUGCCUAGAUUCCGAUUAAAUUAUUUCUUGAAGACAGUUUUCGCAUUUUAUGAAUUUUUAUUUGACAUUUUACGUAACAUUUACAUAACAUCAAGAUACAAGCCGUAUCGAUGCCAUACUUCGAACAUUAAUAAUAGGGAGAGACACGAUCUGAAAUUAAGAUUAUUAGAAAUAAGUUAAAAAUUACUAACUUUAGAUGCCAACGCUUUUUUAUAACGGAGAAAUGAUCUGUCGAGAUCACGCAUUCACGCGCCACGCUGCGCGUCGUCUUCGUCUAACGAUGCGCAAAGAGAACGUCACAUCGUCUCCUUAGUGACUUUAUCAUGUUUCACGCAAAAUGAUUACCAAACCUUUUGAAUACAGAAUUAUAAGUAUCUAGGAGCUCGUAGCAGGUAACAAGCGUAAUUAUCUAGAAUAGCACGAAUGAAAGUAUCGCUUUCCUAUUUCUGAUAGUCAUCGCGGAGCUAUCUUCCUCAAAAAUAUUUUGUACUAUUCUUAGAGGAUAUUUCGUAUGGAAAUCUUUGUACAUAUAUAUAAAUAAACAUACGCAUUCACACGCGCACACAUACACAUACGCACGCACAUACACAGGCACACGCGUAUCAAACACGCGUGUAUUACAUUACGUACACAAGUUACGCGUAUUUUAGUUCACAAGUGAUAUAUUGCCUUAGCGCAUUUUCCGUAAGCUUCAACGCCUAAUAUUCGAUUGACGCAUCGAUAGAUAAUCAAAGAGAUAGUUAUGUUAUUUAAGAUUAUUGUAUAUCUAUAUAAACGCCACUAUAUAUAUAUACACACAUACAUACAUAGGUACCCUCGAAUCCCGAUGUAAAGUGUUAUAAGAGAGAAAAAUUCUUGCGAAGUCUUCGCGCAAGAUCUCCGAUGCCAACCACUUCAUUUCGUCUUAUCGCGCAAAAGGAACGAUCGAGCAUUGAAUCCGUAUAAAUUAACGUCUAAUCGAGAUCUCAUCUUGACGAUUUCUAAUCGUUUUUAUACCUAUUUUAUACAUCAACGUGUGUCACAUUUUGUAAUACUCUAGUCAUCGCCAAAUCUUUACGUCCAAUUCGGCGGAUAAAGGUAAAAUUGAAGAUUUAGCUCUCUGUACACGAUCGAGUGCAUUGGUUCUUUCAAUUCGCUCGCAUUCACGAGAAGAUAUCCUGACACACGGGAUUGAUCGAUUCUUAACAAAAAAAAUAAAUAAAACUGGACCAUAUUAUUAAUCGUAUUAGCGAGAAGAUGUGUUUCAUGAAUAUUACAGAAACAAACUGAUACGCUGAAUGUGGUGUUACCGAUCAUUCUCAGAUCGACAUAAUAGUCUUAACAUAUACAUAUUCGUUUUAGUGGAUUGACAUUAAUGUAAAUGUUUAAAUUACCACAAGGAUAAGUUACUGAUUUAACACGUCGUUCACACUUCUUCGAGCAAUCAAUAAAUAAUAAAUGAAUAGUGCGUACAAUCAGAAAAUCCUAAUCACUUAGUGGCGCGCAUGUUAAGUCUAUUAUGCCAUCCUGUGCAUGUGUACAUAAGAUCAAGUUGAUAAAUUGCAUUUGCGAAACCGAACGCGUAUUCGAACGAAUCUCGUUUCCAAAUAUAUCUCGAAUAAUUAUACGUGACAUCUCGGAAGAGAUAUAUGCUCGACAACAAGCGCAACUGUUUAUUUAUAUUUUCACGUGUAUAUACUACCACAGCGAGCGCAUGAGUAUUUAUUCAAGGCGGAGAUGUGCUGUGAUUUACGUCCAAUGUAUUUACUUCCAUGUGAAGAGAAUUGGAAAUAAAAUAAAGAUAUGUACAACGUUAAA